Anopheles merus is the source of this 705-nucleotide messenger RNA. Its product is annotated as chymotrypsin-elastase inhibitor ixodidin-like. The coding region runs from base 91 to 375 and encodes 94 amino acids. NCBI's taxonomy places the organism in Eukaryota, Metazoa, Arthropoda, Insecta, Diptera, Culicidae. The record is from RefSeq and is a predicted model, not a curated record. The transcript has 2 exons.
UAUAAAUAUGCUUGUGCUUGUAUCAGAUAAUCAUUCUACAUCGAACAUUCUGUUACAACAGCAGUGCAACACUUAUUCCAAUCUAACAACAUGAAACCAGUGGCGAUGUUCGCGUGCCUGAUCGUACUGAUCUUUACUCUGCAGAACGCACAUUGUGCCUGUCCUUAUGCGCAUCCCUACCCGUACGACGUGUGUGGACCGAACGAAGAGUUCCAAACGUGUGGUACUGCUUGUCCUAAUACUUGUGCCGAUCUGAGCGAGCAACAGAAACCGUGCACCAAGCAAUGUGUUCAGGGAUGCUUCUGCAAGCCAGGGUUUGUACGAGAGUCUAAGGAAGGCAAAUGUAUUCCGCAAUGUGAGUGUCCCUGCCAUUAGAAUGACAGAGUUUGCUUUGGCGCUGCUGUAAGCUUCAACAAACAGCGUUAUUGUUUGAAUAAAAUUUGAGCAAUAAUAGCACCAGUUAACUAUCACCAUGGGCGGGAAAGAAGAGUUAAAACAAAAGCGUUUUCGUUGAAGAAGUAAGAGUCGGGAUAACCACUAAACUAGCGUGCCUAUGUAAACACUCGAUAGCGUUUCAGACGCGUCGUGUGAGCAGCAAUGCAUUAGCAAAGUAACUCACGCAUUCACAUUUCAUCAAACAAUAAUAAAACACUUCAGAAAUAUCACACCAACUAAACUGCUUGUUGAAUCUUUCGUAUUGACCAA